AUGGAUCAUACAAAAUUAGAUCUUAACGAUAGAGGGAAAGCACAACCACGCCGUGCUGGAUUGACCAAGAAUUAUCCUCAUAACCUCUUACAAUCACUCAAUCGACCGAAGAAGGAAGAACAACCCGCAAUGGCGACAAAAGCCGCAACGACGACCCGUCCCAAUGAUGUUACUAAUGUUCGAAAUUCUGGCGACGUUGGCGGCGCUCAAAACGCAGCAUCAUGCAAGCGAAGAAACAAGGGGUCAAAUAAGGAGAAUGAACCAAGUUCAUCGAAGUCCUCUAUCAUGAAGUCAAUUGAAGUUGUGAAUGAGGAUGUUGAUCGGCCUCCAGAUGAUUCCGAUGAUGAUGGAAAAUACAUCAUCGACUCUUCUGAAGACGAAUCGCCCUCAAGAAUCAGCGCAGAUAUGACGAAGACAGUUUUUGGAUCAAAAAAUCAAAAGUCGAGUCAAACCCCUGUAACGUCUUCUUUGCCCAUUCUAAAGGACUCAAGACAGCAGUCAUCUGAAUUAAAGUCAACUCAUAGCAGCAAAAGAAAGAAUGAGAACGACUUGGAACAUGAUCCAGUUGUGAAUAUUUUCGGAAACAUGCAGAGCAGUAAUAAGAAGCUGAAAUCAUACACCAAGGAGCAUCCGGAUCAGACCAGAAGUUCAAGACCUGGUGCCAAUAAACUGUCGUUGUUCAAGGAUACCAAACCAAAGAACAAACCAAAUAAGCCCUCCAUGUAUGGGAAGAAGAAAAAUCCAGCGCCCGAAAACUGUUUCAGGAACUACAAAAGUAGAUCUUCAAGUAUGGUCAGCGACAAUGGAAAGCCAAAGCUUCAAGACUAUACAGUCGAUAGUCCAACGAAAACCAAAAGUCCAGUCAGAGGCUUUGUCCGCCCGGAUUUCAGUGAUGACGAUUUUUCAGAUUUAGAUUUGUUUGGUAAAUUGAAGAAAUCGAAAUCCGCAACCCCAUCAACGCAACCCAGACCAUUUCAAAGAUACGACGAUGAUGAUAUAUUGGAUGGAGCGGAGGAACUGGCUAAGAAGCUAAAUCCGCAUGCCAUUAUCGGCAUGGAAAAUCUUGAGAGGGAAGAUAGUCCGGAUAUCGACGAUUACACUGGAUCUCGUUGUCCAAUGUGUAACGAACCUGUAGCUGCUGAAGAUUUGAAGGCGCUUGGAAAGAUGAAUACUAGGAAGCAGGAGAAAUUUUGUUUAUCUCAUCAACGAAAAAGUGCUAGAUCAAAUUGGAAGUCUAAAGGAUACCCUGACAUCGACUGGGAAACUCUGGAUUCUAGAAUUUCCAAUCAUCAUGCAUUCAUUAAGGAGAUAAUUGAAGGCGCAACAUGUCACUAUCGAGAAGUGUUUGAUGAAAAGGUUAAAGCUGGAAAAGACCGAAAUUUGAUGAAGAGUUCUACGAAUCUUAUACCUGGCUAUUAUGGUUCUCGAGGUCUACGUCUAAUUUCCGAAAAUAUCAUGCACGAGUUUACGCCAUUGUUAAAGUACAGAGCACCACUCGAUCGUCUUAUCGCAGCAAGAAGCACAGCUGCAUUUGUUGACUCGGUUAUCGUUCCUGAAGUUACAGUCUUGUUGAUUAAAGAAGACAUGAAUGUCUCCGACGAGGAGGCCAGGACAAUAUUGACAGAUAGCUCUGAGAUGGGAGAUUUGGUUAAUGAGGAAAUCAAGGAUGUUGUAACACUAAAGCCGGAGGACAAGACGUCCGUUAGCAACAGUGAUGAUGAUGAUAACGAGUUUAACUUUUAG
This is a messenger RNA of Botrytis byssoidea, 1743 nucleotides long. RefSeq lists its product as uncharacterized. The transcript has 2 exons. NCBI's taxonomy places the organism in Eukaryota, Fungi, Ascomycota, Leotiomycetes, Helotiales, Sclerotiniaceae. The record is from RefSeq and is a predicted model, not a curated record. The coding region runs from base 1 to 1743 and encodes 580 amino acids.